This is a messenger RNA of Carassius auratus (goldfish), 819 nucleotides long. RefSeq names its product ribonuclease inhibitor-like. NCBI's taxonomy places the organism in Eukaryota, Metazoa, Chordata, Actinopteri, Cypriniformes, Cyprinidae. Bases 410 to 790 code for a protein of 126 amino acids. Gene Ontology annotation, cellular component: cytoplasm. Gene Ontology annotation, molecular function: protein binding. The transcript is spliced from 3 exons. The record is from RefSeq and is a predicted model, not a curated record.
UCUUAAGCGUCUACGUGUACACUCAUUAUAACAACAAAAUGUGAAAAUAAUAUUGUAAAAUAAUGAAACCAAACAUGAUUCUAUUUCUGCUGUAUCAGUCACUGUGAACUUGAGUGUGUCAAAAAUGAACCAACAACCCUUUGCCUCACAGACAUGGGAAAUCUGGGUAUGUUUGUUUAACUCCACCCAUAAACAUGAUGGGAGCAGUGAAAUGUACAGAAUUACAACAAGAUCAUGAAAUCUGAAAUUGUCUUCUGCUUCCUUCAGUUUUUUGAAAAGUCCUGCUGCACAGGAAGCGUGUGAGUAUCUCACUAAAGUUCUGGGUACAAGUCCAUUACUACUGACAGAACUGGAUCUGAGUGAAGAUAAAUUAGGAGAUCUGGAUGGAGAGAAACUUUCUGCCCUUUUGAUGGACUCCCAUAGUAAACUGGAGACAAUGAAGCUGAAUAAUUGUGAGCUGACAGAGAAAAGCUGUUCAGUUCUAGCUACUGUUCUCUCCUCCAAAACCAUCCUGAAAGAGAUGAACCUGAAUAACAGUCGCCUGCUGAACUCAGGAGUCAAAGAGAUCUGUGAGGGACUGAAGAAUCCUGUGUGUGAGCUGAAGAUACUUAAACUUUCAGACUGCAGUAUCACUGAAGAAGGUUAUAAAGCUCUGGCUUCAGCUCUGAGAUCAAACCCUUCACACCUGAUAGAGCUGGAUCUCACAGGAAAUGAUCCUGGACAAUCAGGAGUGAAGCAGCUCAGUGAUUUACUACAGGAUACAAACUGUCAGCUGAAGACCAUCAGGUGAUUAAAACCUUCAAUUACUUAUUACAAUUG